AGAACUUGCACAAUUGGUGGCUGAUUAAAUACUUUUUUGCCCCACUGUAUAAAUCAAAUUUGAAUAUAUUUUAGCUUUGACAAUUUGUGCUUCAUCAUCAAUGAUAUUAUUGCAGUUGUUUGUAUCGCUCUCUGAUGUAUGUUGUGUCUGCAUAUUAUUCGUAUUUGUUUUUGGAUGAGCUGUUAUUUAAUUCAGAUUUUUUAUCAGAGCAUAUUUGUUUACUCCUGCUGAGUUUAUAUUUAACUAUAUUGUUAUAUUUCAUCUACUAUAUUUUAUUUUUUUAAUCCAAUUACCUCCGUGAAACAUCACUAGGCCUGCAUUUGAUAAGUAUUUCCACCAACUUCAUGGAGGCUUAAAAUACUGCUGUUUGAUUCAGCGAUUUACAGUUUGAUUUAAUCUCUCAACAUUGAUUUCAAAGCACAGCGUUGAAUGUUAAUUGUCAUACCUCGUCUACAGCUGACAGGCCUAAAUACUUUCCAUUUGCACAGAUGUAUGUAGUACAUUAGAUUGAACUCUUAGGGCCGCUAUUGGCCAGUAUGUGAUAAAUGUAGGACAUGUUUCAGCAGUACCUCCCCAUCGUCUUUUUUCUUCUUAUAUCAGAGGGAAACAGACACACAGUGGAAUAGUACAAAGUAAGAGAGCAGCAAUCAUCGACACGGACAGAUGCAGUUAACUAUAAUCGAUUGAUUACUUCAAAUUGUUUUAUAUACCGAGGAAGUACAUCGGAUUUUCUUUCCAACGGAUAUAGGAUUGUAACGGGACUCGUGUUGCAUGGAAAUGGUGGACAGAACAAUGGGGCUGCAAGUGCUGUUGUUUAUAUCAAUCAUGUAUCUCACAUCGGUGCUCGGACAGGUCAGCUACUCCAUUCCUGAGGAAAUGUCGAAAGGGUCAGUAAUUGGUAACAUUGCUCAAGACUUAGGUUUCGACAGAAAAAGACUGACAUCAGGCAAAGCUCGUAUUUUUACAGGAGACAGCGCAGAGUACAUCGAGCUGGACAGAGAGCGAGGAGUCCUCCUUAUCAAAGAGAAAAUAGACAGAGAGGCGCUCUGUGGACAGACGACGCCCUGUGCUUUGCAUUUUCAGGUUAUUUUACAAAAUCCUAUGGAAUUAUACGCCGUUGCUGUCGAAAUCACAGAUAUAAAUGACAACACCCCAAUAUUUGAAAAAUCCGAAAUGAAAUUCAAAAUUAGUGAAUCUGCUGUAAUAGGAGCUAAAUUAUUGCUAGAGAGGGCAAUAGAUCCCGAUGUUGGCAUGAAUAGUCUACAGAGUUAUUUUCUGACAAACACAGAUCAUUUUGUUCUGAAAUUGAAAGAUCAGCCAGACGGAGAAAAGAUAGUUGAAAUGGUUUUACAAAAAUCACUUGAUAGAGAAAGACAGGAUGAGAUAUUUCUAGUGUUAACUGCGGUUGACGGAGGGGAACCAAACCUAUCUGGCACAGCACAGAUACAUGUGACAGUGCUUGAUGCCAAUGACAAUGCACCGGUCUUUACAAAGACGGCUUAUAAAGCUACAAUACUUGAGAACUCCCCGAGAGGUACAGUCAUAACCAGGGUCAGUGCUUCAGAUGCUGAUAAAGGAUCAAAUUCCAAGAUUACAUAUUCCAUAUCCAACACAGCUGCAGAUGUACGACACAUGUUUGAAAUAAAUGAGUUAAAUGGGGAUUUGAUCUCGAAGAGUAACGUAGAUUAUGAAAAGGCACGUUACUAUCAAAUACAUGUGCAAGCCAGUGACGAAGGAGGGCUGACUGAUUCGUGUACGAUUACGGUUGACGUGAUAGAUAUUAAUGAUAACAAGCCAGUUAUUAAUAUAAUGUCCCAGACCAAUGUAAUUCCAGAGGACUCUAAACCAGCAACAGUUGUGACUAUGGUAAAUAUUCAGGACUUAGAUUCCGGAGAUAAUGGCAAAGUUAACUGCGCAAUAAAUGAUCAUAUUCCUGUUACACUGAAGCCAACAUCAAAUAAUUUCUUUAACCUCGUGACAGACAGCGAUUUAGACAGGGAGAUCGCUUCUCAAUAUAAUAUAACUGUGACCUGCUCUGAUGAGGGAGUGCCCUCGCUCUCCAGCAGCGUCACUCUCACCUUACAGAUC
This is a messenger RNA of Anarrhichthys ocellatus (wolf-eel), 2088 nucleotides long. Its product is annotated as protocadherin beta-14-like. Gene Ontology annotation, biological process: homophilic cell-cell adhesion. Lineage: Eukaryota; Metazoa; Chordata; Actinopteri; Perciformes; Anarhichadidae. Gene Ontology annotation, molecular function: calcium ion binding. The annotation marks the transcript as partial. The transcript has a single exon. The record is from RefSeq and is a predicted model, not a curated record. Gene Ontology annotation, cellular component: plasma membrane.